UGUACCUGUCAACAACAACAUCGUCACGUUUUCUAUAUUUUAUUCAAUUGUUGUAAUGUUUGUAAAAUUAGAAUUAAUUUUCAGCAAGAAACAAUUUUGAAUUAAAAAAUUGAUUGAACUGAGUCCGAAGUGCAGGCAAGACACAUAAAAUUAAGAAUUGAAAUAGUAACAACGAAAACACAAAAAAAUGAACGAUUCAAUGAACACAUCAAUGCACCAAGAUAAAAUGUCUCAUCAAAAUGAUAGUUUCUCGAUGAUUCCGAGGAACUUUGUGCCAUCAACCAGUUCCACAUCAUCAUCAAUGUCACAGAAAACGAACGACAGUGGUGUAUCAAUGUCCAGCGGUCAAAUGACAUUUGCUCAAACCCAAUUCAUGAAAACGAGCAGCUUCCCAUUUAUUGAUGAUGUCAAUAAAUACAAACGAAUCGCAAAAAUUGGACAUGGAACGUAUGGUGAAGUGUUCAAAGCAUGUAAUCCAACAACAAAUAAGAUCGUUGCAUUGAAACGCGUUCUCGAUGAUAAUAAAAAAUUUGGCUUUUCAAUGACAACAUUGCGUGAAAUUCGUAUUUUACAGCAGAUCAAUCAUGAAAAUGUUGUGAAUCUCAUCGAGGUUUGCCGAUCAACAUCUUCCGUUGGUGGUUAUCAUUCCAAUUUCUAUUUGGUUUUUGAAUUUUGUGAACAUGAUUUGGCUGGUCUGCUAUCAAACACCAAUGUUCGAUUCAAUUUGGGCGAAAUUAAGAGCAUACUCAAGCAACUGUUGAAUGGAAUCUAUUUCGUUCAUUCGUGCAAAAUCUUUCAUCGUGAUUUAAAGCCCGCCAAUAUCCUUGUCACAAAAACUGGCGUGGUUAAAUUGGCCGAUUUUGGUUUAUCAAGGCAAUUCAAUUUGUCCGACAAGUAUAGACAAGCAACGCCAACAAACCAAGUGGUCACCCUUUGGUAUCGAUCACCAGAAUUACUUUUGGGUGAUAUAAAUUAUGGUCUGGCUAUUGAUAUGUGGAGUGUCGGUUUGAUAAUGGCCGAAAUGUGGACGAGAUCACCAAUUUUACAAGGAAAAACCGAACAAGAGCAAAUCUAUCUUAUUUCACAAUUUUGUGGUGCAAUUACACCAGAGGUUUGGCCAACAGUUACGGAACUUCCAUUGUAUAAGACACUACAUUUAUCUAAAGAUCCGACCCGAAAAAUAAAGGAUCGACUAAGACCAUACGUGAAAGAUUUCCAUGCUCGUGAUUUAAUUGAUAGUUUAUUAAUAUUGGAUCCAACGAAACGUUUUGAUACAAACGCCGCUUUGGACCAUGAUUUUUUCUUCGUCGAUCCCUUACCGGCCGAUUUAAGCAAAUUAUUUGCAAAACAUCACAGAAGUAUGUUUGAUUUGCAUACUCGGCAACGGCCUCCUAAUGCCAAUCCAAAUCGCACACAAGAUGGCGGAUACAUGGAUCAUGUGUAUUAAAAAAACACACUAAAUUACACUUGGAGAGAGAAAUAAGAAAUGAAAAAAAAAAAACAAAAACAAAAAAACUACAACUAUAUAUUGAUAUUUUUAAAUUAAUUUGUUAAUUCUGUAUAUAUAUGUAUAUAUAUCGGUCAUAGAUUCUGACCAGGGGACAAAAUCCCUCCCCUCGAGCGUAAAAAUUAUUCGAUUUUCCUAGAGUUUUCCGUACUCUUUAAAAAAAAUCGAUUUUCCUAAGGGUUUUAAGAAUCUUUUUGCGCAUUACCCCUCCCUUAAAUCGUUAACUCCAGAAUCUAUGAUAUCGGUCAUUUUUUUCAUAUUUUUUUGUUGAGAGAUUUAUUUUCCAUUCUGGAAAAAAAUGUUUAUUACGAAGUUGCAAACUGAAAUGUUAAACGGAAAAAACUGUAUUCAUAUUGAUUACAGCACAAAAAGGAAAUAAAAAGUUCAAAAUAAAUGAAGAUUAAAAAAGAAUCACAUAAAUAACGAUUAAAAUUAAUAAAAUGUAAUGAGUCCAAGAGACUUGAAUAAGUCGCAUUUAAUAAAUUUGUUUUUUGUUUUGUUAA
This is a messenger RNA of Contarinia nasturtii (swede midge), 2010 nucleotides long. Its product is annotated as cyclin-dependent kinase 9-like. The transcript is spliced from 2 exons. The record is from RefSeq and is a predicted model, not a curated record. Bases 188 to 1447 code for a protein of 419 amino acids. NCBI's taxonomy places the organism in Eukaryota, Metazoa, Arthropoda, Insecta, Diptera, Cecidomyiidae. Gene Ontology annotation, cellular component: nucleus. Gene Ontology annotation, molecular function: ATP binding; cyclin-dependent protein serine/threonine kinase activity. Gene Ontology annotation, biological process: protein phosphorylation.